This is a messenger RNA of Metarhizium acridum CQMa 102, 1293 nucleotides long. RefSeq lists its product as uncharacterized. The record is from RefSeq and is a predicted model, not a curated record. Gene Ontology annotation, cellular component: cell surface; extracellular region. Lineage: Eukaryota; Fungi; Ascomycota; Sordariomycetes; Hypocreales; Clavicipitaceae. Gene Ontology annotation, molecular function: beta-glucosidase activity. Gene Ontology annotation, biological process: glucan catabolic process.
AUGCAUCUCUCUAUUCUUGGACCGAUAUUCCUAGCGAGCGCUGUCUCUGCGUGGCUCCCUCAAGACCGUGGCUUGCAAGCCUUCAACCAGACUGCUCGGUUUGAGAAGCUUGGUAAACGCUUCAAGCCCUCGUUACCAAAUGGCGUAACGAAAAUCCGCGGCGUCAACUUUGGUGGCUGGCUCAUCUGCGAACCCUGGAUGAUGCAGAACGAAUGGAGGAACGUCUUGGGCUGCGGAGACUCUGCCUCUGAAUUCGACUGCAUGAAUGAUCACUACAAAGGCGGAAACCGUGGUGCUGGCAACCAGAAAUUCGAAAACCACUGGCGGGAUUGGAUCAACCCCGAUACUGUACAGUCAGUCCACGACGUCGGCUUGAAUACCAUCCGCAUCCCCAUCGGGUACUGGUCGUACACGGAUAUAGUCGACAAGGCCAGCGAGCCCUUUGCAGACGGCAACCGCAUGCUCCCAUACCUCGAUGCCGUGGUUCAGAAGGCCGCCGACCUGGGCAUCUACGUCAUCAUCGAUCUUCAUGGCGCACCGGGCGGCCAGCAAGAAGACGUCUUCACCGGCCAGAACAACAAGCCGGCCGGCUUCUUCAACGACUACAACUUUGGCCGCGCCGAGAAAUGGCUCUCGUGGAUGACGAACCGCAUCCACACCAACCCAGCAUACUCGAGCGUGGGCAUGAUUGAGGUCCUCAACGAGCCCGUGUCACGGCACGACGCAGGCGGCCGGUACCCUGCUCCCGGAGAGGAUCCCGGCCUGGUGCAAAAGUAUUACCCGGCCGCGCUCAAGGCCGUUCGCGAUGCAGAGACGGCCCUCAACAUUGCAGACGGCAAGAAGCUACACGUCCAGUUCAUGUCGAGCAAAUGGGACUCUGGCGACGCGCGCACCGCCGCCGCGGUAGCAAACGAUGCCAUGACGGCGUUUGACGACCACAACUACAUUGGCUUCGCCUUGGGCAACAACAACGGCGAUCAGUACCGGCUCAUGCACAGCGCAUGCACAGACUCGCGCGUCGUGGAUGGGCAGGCGUUUGAGUUCACGGGAGAAUGGAGCAUGACGUCCAACGUCGACUGGAAGAAUGCCGACUUCUUCAAAAAGUUCUUCACUGCCCAGCAGCAGCUCUACGAGAAGCCGGGCAUGGAUGGCUGGAUCUACUGGACCUGGAAGACGGAGCUGAACGACCCCAGAUGGACGUAUUCCUAUGCCACGUACCUCAACUACGUUCCCACCGAUGCUGCCGGGCUAGAGAAGAAUGUAUACCAAGAUGUUUGUUCUGGGUUUACUUGA